Messenger RNA from Penicillium oxalicum, 1440 nucleotides. Its product is annotated as mitochondrial processing peptidase. Gene Ontology annotation, molecular function: metalloendopeptidase activity; metal ion binding. The transcript has 5 exons. Lineage: Eukaryota; Fungi; Ascomycota; Eurotiomycetes; Eurotiales; Aspergillaceae. The record is from RefSeq and is a predicted model, not a curated record. Gene Ontology annotation, cellular component: mitochondrion. Bases 1 to 1440 code for a protein of 479 amino acids.
AUGGCCUCCCGCCGCUUGGCUCUCAACCUCAACCAGGCUCUCCGGAGCCGUGCGGCUCUCAAGUCCAUCCAGCCCGUGAAGCGUGGCUUCGCUUCGCCGGUUGCGCUGCCAUCCACCACCCAGUCUACCACCCUCUCUAACGGAUUCACCAUCGCGACCGACUACUCGCCAUGGGCCCAGACAUCCACCGUCGGCGUGUGGAUCGAUGCUGGCUCCCGGUCAGAGACUGACAAGACCAACGGCACCGCACACUUCCUUGAGCACUUGGCCUUCAAGGGUACCAACAAGCGCUCGCAGCACCAAUUGGAGUUGGAGAUUGAGAACAUGGGUGCUCACCUCAACGCCUACACAUCGCGCGAAAACACUGUCUACUACGCCAAGGCUUUCAAUAACGAUGUCCCCAAGGCCGUCGACAUUCUCUCCGAUAUCCUCCAGAACUCCAAGCUUGAGCCCGCCGCCAUUGAGCGUGAGCGUGACGUGAUCCUGCGUGAGCAGGAGGAGGUUGACAAGCAGCUUGAGGAGGUCGUUUUUGACCACCUCCACGCUACCGCCUACCAGGGCCAGCCCCUCGGUCGCACCAUCCUUGGCCCCAAGGAGAACAUCCAGACCAUCACCCGCGAGAACUUGACGGACUACAUCAAGACCAACUACACUGCUGACCGCAUGGUCCUCGUUGGUGCUGGUGGUAUUCCCCACGAGCAGCUCGUUCGUCUUGCUGAGGAGCACUUCGGUGGCCUUCCCAGCCAGCCUCCCACCUCUGCUGCCCUCGCCAUUGCUGCUGAGCAGAAGCGUACCCCCGAGUUCAUCGGUUCCGAGGUUCGUCUUCGCGACGACACCAUUCCCUCUGCCCACAUCGCUCUUGCCGUUGAGGGUGUCAGCUGGAAGGAUGACGACUAUUUCACCGCUCUCGUUGCUCAGGCUAUCGUCGGCAACUGGGACCGUGCCAUGGGCCAGUCUCCUUUCCUUGGUAGCAAGCUCAGCUACCACGUCAGCCACCACCACUUGGCCAACAGCUUCAUGAGUUUCUCUACCAGCUACAGCGACACUGGUCUGUGGGGUAUCUACCUUGUCUCCGAGAACCUGACCAACCUUGACGACUUGAUCCACUUCACUCUCCGUGAGUGGUCUCGCCUGUGCCGCAGCGUCUCCAGCGCUGAGGUCGACCGUGCCAAGGCGCAGCUCAAGGCUUCCAUCCUCCUGUCCCUUGAUGGCACCACCGCUGUCGCUGAGGAUAUUGGCCGUCAGAUUGUGACCACUGGUCGCCGUCUCACCCCCGAGGACAUUGAGCGUGUCAUCGGCUCCAUCACCGCGAAGGAUGUCAUGGACUUCGCCACCCGCAAGCUGUGGGAUCAGGACCUUGCCAUGAGCGCUGUCGGAAGCAUUGAGGGUAUUCUCGACUACCAGCGCAUUCGCAACGACAUGUCUCGCAACCUGUCUUAA